Molecule: messenger RNA, 603 nt
Organism: Acytostelium subglobosum LB1
Lineage: Eukaryota; Evosea; Eumycetozoa; Acytosteliales; Acytosteliaceae
Exons: 2
Coding region: 1-603 (200 amino acids)
Biological process (GO): Ras protein signal transduction
Cellular component (GO): plasma membrane
Molecular function (GO): GTPase activity; GTP binding; GDP binding
Source: RefSeq, a predicted model, not a curated record
AUGGCCACAGCAGUUGCAAACGAAUAUAAACUGGUUGUUAUGGGUGGAGGUGGUGUAGGCAAGUCAGCCCUUACCAUCCAAUUCAUCCAGAACCACUUCAUCGAGGAGUACGAUCCUACGAUCGAGGACAGCUAUCGCAGACAAUGCCAGGUUGACGACGACACUUGUCUACUGGACAUUCUAGACACUGCCGGCCAGGAUGACUACUCAGCCAUGCGCGAUCAAUAUAUGAGAACCGGACAGGGAUUCCUGUGCGUCUACGACGUCACGUCGAGAACGUCGUUCGAGGAGAUCAACGUCGUCAGAGAUCAGAUCAUUCGGGUAAAGGACAACGAGAAGGUGCCAAUCGUACUGGUCGGCAACAAGUGUGAUUUGGAGAACCUGAGAGAGGUGACGCACGGCGAGGGCGAGGAGUUGGCCAAGAGUUUCGGCUGCCCCUUCCUCGAGACGUCGGCCAAGAAGCGAUUCAAUGUCGACGAGUGUUUCUUUGAUGUGGUCCGCGAGAUCAAGAAGUCCCUCAAGGAGCCAAGAAGUGGCAAGGACAAGAAGCCGUUCAAGGGUCUGAUGAGCAAGUUCAAAGGUGGACAGUGUAUUAUUCUUUAA